AAGUCAAUGUGCGGACACAAAGGCUCCUGUUAACCCGCUCUGUCUGUCAGAGUCCGCAGACUCACGGGACGCUGACAUGGAGCCGGUGUACCGGGGUCUGGGCCGCUGCGUGUGCUGUUUCUGGCUCGCGGUGGCCUUUGACAUUGUGGGACUGGCGGUGCUGCUCCUCGGGGUGUUCGUUAACGUCUUCUUCUAUGACCUGCUCAUCUACGCCGGCGCCAUCGUCAUCUUCCUCAGCCUCAUCUGGUGGGUGUUCUGGUACUCCGGGAACAUCGAGGUGCCCCCGGCCGAGCUCGAGGAUGAUGUGGGCUUACUGAAGAAGGACAAGGGCGGUCUGAGCGCUGUCAGCGGGGCGGUGAGGCGCCUGUCCAGCCGCGUGUCCAGCGGCAUCAGGAACUCGUUCCGGAGGAACGGAGCACCGGCCAGCGGCCGCGCGGCCCGCGCACACAGGUCAGCCGGAGGGCCGCACGCCGACCAGGUGGCUGUUGCUAUGGCAACGAUGACCCCACGGGAGGAUACCCCGCACACAACUGUCUCCUCAGUGGCUGGCUGUGACGUAGAAAUGCCGCACACAACGACAGAGACUUCACCUACAUGAUGUCGCCCACAGAGACGUGAGAGAGCCUGUCCCGCAGUCCUGCAGUGUCUUCAGCUGACUCCUG
This is a messenger RNA of Plectropomus leopardus (leopard coralgrouper), 662 nucleotides long. The record is from RefSeq and is a predicted model, not a curated record. Lineage: Eukaryota; Metazoa; Chordata; Actinopteri; Perciformes; Serranidae.